This is a messenger RNA of Rhopalosiphum maidis (corn leaf aphid), 2214 nucleotides long. RefSeq lists its product as uncharacterized. The coding region runs from base 271 to 2214 and encodes 647 amino acids. The record is from RefSeq and is a predicted model, not a curated record. Lineage: Eukaryota; Metazoa; Arthropoda; Insecta; Hemiptera; Aphididae. The transcript is spliced from 9 exons.
UUUAAAAAUCAAAAUUAAAUAAUAAAUAAGACAUGUUAUUAUGUUAUUUAAUGUUUAAAAACUAAAAAAGAGUUGAAAAUUGUGUAAUAAUACUCAUGUUCUUCAAGAGGUUUUACUGAUAUUGAUAUUGAUAUUAUUUUACCAAAAGUGUCUACUCAAAAGUCAUGUAUUUAAUGCUACUAUUGACUUGAGUCAUAAUAAUCAAACAAAUAAUUUUGAUCUCCUUACAUUUUAAAAUUUUACCACUUACAGAAAGGUUGCAAAUUUACUAUGAAUACAAUCAGCAAGUAUGUGCAGUAUCUGCGACAAAUGCAUAUAUCACCAUCAAAUAUUUUUUGGCGCCAGUAUACAAUUAAACAAAAACACCAGUUUUCAACAAAUAUAAAUUCAACAUUUUUAAAUUUGUCUCCAUGUUUUAUAAAAAUAAGAUAUUUAUCAAAUACUAUUAGUCAAUCAGGUUUAUCAGACAUAGCUACUACCAAUGAUAUUUUAAUUACUAGUAUUAAAAAUGCAAAACAAACAAGUGAUGUGUUGCAAAUGUUACGACUUCACAGUACUGCAAUGAGUGCUCCACAACAUUUACAAGCAUUAAAUUCUUUAUUUUUUCUGCAAAAAAGUAAAAGAACAAAUAUAUCUAAGGAAGAACUAACUCGUAGCCCAGAAUUUACAGCGAUGUGUCAUAAAAUUCAAAAUUAUUCAAGAAAUCUUGAUCUAAAUGAUGUUAUGAAUAGUGUCAAGUGCUUAUCAUAUUUGGGUGUAUCUGUUAACAGUAACAUCAUGCAAAUGUUAUUACAGUUAAUUAGUAAAAUGAUAAAUGAUAUGUCUUUACAACAAAUUACUUUUUUACAUUUUUUGUUAAAAGAAUUAUCAUCAUGCCCUUUAGUUGAUGCUUUAAAACUGGCAUUACCAAUUGUUUUUGAAACACAAGUACAAUACAAACUAGAAGAUAAUCUAUACUGGCAAGUGGAAUUCCUCAACUAUAUAGCUAAACAUAAGUUGUCUCAAGAAACAUAUGAUUUUGUCAUGGCAAGAAUUAUAAAAAAUAUUGAUCAGAUUAGUCCUAAAAUUGUUCAAAAUUUAUUGCUUUGUCUAUACUACAAAAACUAUUCAACUGAAAAAUAUAUUGAUACAAUUAACAGAUGUUUGCAAUAUUAUACGAAUCAUCUAGAAUAUAUUGCUGAUAUUUCAGAUGUUGAAGCUAUCUUGUCAAGAAUGAUAAAUAAGUAUUCCACAGAUUCUGAGUUGUUUUAUAAUGAACAAUUUAUAAAUACAAUUAUGGAAUUCAUGAUAAAAAAUGAACAGAGUUUUGAAAAUUUGGCAUUUGUAAUAAAAAAAUUAAAUAGAAUUGGAUAUGUUCACCGCGGAUUACUUGAUUAUAUGACAAAUAAACUAACCAGUAGACAUAAUAUUUUAGAAAAUAUGAAAUUUGGAGUAUUAUUAUCUUACAUUGCAGCAUGUGCUAAUGCAAAUUAUGUUCCACCAGGUUUUGAUGAGUUAAAACCACUUAUAUUGACAAGACUUAACAUUCAAAAGGAUGUUUUAGAACUACCCUGGUUAAUAGCAACAUUUGACUUGGCUGUUUUAGGCUUUUGGUCAGAAGAGCUGUUAGAAAGAGUAUUUUCUAGAGAUUUUCUUUAUGGAUUCUUGAAACGAAGUGAUAAUAUACAUGAUUACAUUAUGCUGCUUAAACUGUAUCAGGCUUCAAAAACUUUAUACCCUGGAGGUUAUAAAGGAUCAUUGCCACCCCAGGAAAUUAUUGAAAAAUCUAUCAAGAUUUAUCAACAUAAUAUCAAUGAUUUUCCACUAAAAGCUGCCUUAGAACAUGGCUUGGGUGGAAGUGAUUAUGUACUAACAGGGGUCAGAAGCAAAUUAGGACAUUUUAUUGAUCAUUUAGUCGUGAUGAGACCAGGCGGAUACCCUGUUGCUAUCAAAAAUGAAAUCAAAGACAAUGAAUCAUUGUUUUUGGAAAAUAUAGUUGGCGCUAGUGAUAAUUUUGCGAUUGCCAUACUACUUUACAAACCAAAUAGUUAUGUCAUCAAUUUAAAUUCUUUAAGAGGUCCAUACAUGCUAACAAACAAAACAAUUGAAGCUCUAGGUGUAAUAGUCUUACCUAUAUCAUUAGAUGUUUGGGAUGGCCUUAUUGAUUAUGAAAAGAUACCUUUUAUCAUGAGAGAGUUAAAAUCAAAGGCUGAUCUUAGUUUAACUAUUGAAUAG